AUGAAAACGCUGACACGCGAGAUUAACGCGACGCUGUUGGCAAUGGAGAACUCAGGUGCAAUAUCGCCAAUCGACCGACGCAUGGCGAGAACACAAGAAACGGCCCUAGCCCGAUUCUACGGUCUCCCAAAAGUGCACAAAGAGGGCGCUCCUCUCCGGCCUAUCGUGUCACUAAAGGGCACUCCAACCUACGGACUGGCAAAGUGGCUGUUCCAACGUCUCAAGUUUCUGACCUCCGAUUCGAACACCACAGUCAGCUCGUCAACGCAAUUCUUGGAGAAACUUAAAGGAGUAAGUCUCCUGCCAAGCGAUAUCAUGGUUUCCUUUGAUGUCACGUCCCUUUUUACUUCUAUCCCGCAGGACCUGGCAGUCGAGACAAUCGAACUACUCCUACGAGAGAAGUACGACGAAACGGAGAAUCGCCUCGGACACGCCCAAAUCAUCCAGCUCCUGAAGUUCUGUCUCAAGACGUACUUUACAUUCGACGGAACAAUCUACGAGCAGGUGAAGGGAACGCCAAUGGGUUCGCCGAUGUCGGGACUCAUAGUUGAGGCGAUCCUACAAAGGCUGGAGUCGCUGGUUUUCCGACACCACAGACCGAAAUUUUGGGCUCGGUAUGUGGAUGACACCUUCGUCGUCAUCGAACGGGAUCAGGUGCUGACGUUCAAAGAACAACUUAACGCCGUCUUCCCGGACAUUCAAUUUACGAUGGAGGAGGAGGAAAACAAUCAGCUGGCCUUCCUGGAUGUCCUCGUCUGCCGCAAAGUUUGUGGUGGCCUAAAAACCAAAGUGUUCAGGAAAGCGACGAAUACGACGCAAAUACUGAACUUCAAUAGCAACCACCCGAUCAGUCACAAACGCAAUUGCGUAAGGGCGCUAUACCGGCGUGUUGAGACGCACUGCAUUGAAAUGGAAGACAAGGUUGCUGAAUUACAAUAUCUUCGACGGGUAAUGAGAGCCAAUGGCUACCCGCGCAACUUUGUCAACCAGUACAUACGAAAAGGACACCAGAGACCAAAUCCAGCCGGCCCCAAAUUUUGGCGGGCUCUUCCGUACGUGAAGAACGUCUCGGAAGCCGUCAGUCGUCUUUUCACUCCACUUGGAGAUGGGGUUGCACACAGGCCGGAAGCAACUAUUAGAUGCCAAAUCAUGAGGCCAAAAGACCCGCUGUCACGGCAGGACACGUCUGGAGUCAUUUACCGGAUCUGGUGUAGUUGCGGACAGAGCAAUUAUGUCGGAGAAACUGGGAGAUUACUCCGUACGCGAAUUGCCGAGCACGCAGCAGCAGUGAGGCGAGGAGACGCUAACUCUCAAGUGGCGGCACACUCGACGGGACCUGACCAUAUUUUCGAAUUUCAAGAGGCCGAAAUCCUAGCAAGGGGUGACAACCGCGUGAGUCGCGAGCUGCUGGAGUAA
Molecule: messenger RNA, 1416 nt
Organism: Spirometra erinaceieuropaei
Lineage: Eukaryota; Metazoa; Platyhelminthes; Cestoda; Diphyllobothriidea; Diphyllobothriidae
Source: the annotation of a GenBank genome assembly